Branchiostoma belcheri (Belcher's lancelet) is the source of this 2455-nucleotide messenger RNA. RefSeq names its product sodium-independent sulfate anion transporter-like. Gene Ontology annotation, molecular function: sulfate transmembrane transporter activity. The record is from RefSeq and is a predicted model, not a curated record. Lineage: Eukaryota; Metazoa; Chordata; Leptocardii; Amphioxiformes; Branchiostomatidae. The transcript is spliced from 15 exons. Gene Ontology annotation, cellular component: membrane. Gene Ontology annotation, biological process: transmembrane transport. The coding region runs from base 87 to 1409 and encodes 440 amino acids.
UCCUGGGGCUGAAGAACAUUCCCCGAGCUUUCAUCAAAGCGGUGCCCAGUAUUUUCCAAAAAAUAACCCACACAAACCUGUCAGACAUGGGGAUGGGGAUUGUGUGCUUUGUGGUGCUGAUUGUCCUGAAGAAACUUAAGGAGGUGGACUGGGACAAGAAGAGAGGGACCCUGCUCAAACCUCCAAUGUGGCAAAAAAUCCUUCGCAAAGUCCUGUGGUUCUUCGGAACAGUAAGGAAUGCAGUAGUUGUGGUGGCUGCAUCGCUAGUGGCGUAUGGCCUACUGAGCAGAGGAAUCAGCACCUUCACCCUCACCAAGGAGAUAAAGCCAGGCCUGCCAGGGUUCCAACCCCCACAGUUCCAGCUAGUGAAGAAUGGCACGGUUGUAAAAAAUGGGCCAGAGAUUAUUCAGGACAUUGGGGUCGGUUUGGUCAUUGUUCCACUUAUUGGCUUCCUGGAGAGCAUAGCAAUAGGGAAGGCUUUUGCUCGUAAGGGAAAUUACAGAAUAGAUGCCACACAGGAGCUACUUGCAAUAGGUGUAACCAACAUCUUGGGUUCCUUUGUGUCCGCCUAUCCAGUUACAGGAAGCUUUGGACGGACGGCAGUGAACUACCAAAGUGGAGUUAAAACCCAGCUGGGUGGUCUGUUCACAGGUCUCUUGGUGGUUCUGGCCCUUGCCUUCUUAACACCAUCCUUCAAGUACAUCCCGAGCGCUGCCUUGGGAGCUGUCAUCAUCUCUGCUGUCAUACAGAUGGUGGAGUACUCCGUCAUUCCUGUGUUCUGGAGAGUCAAAAAACUGGAUUUGCUGGCUUUCAUUGUCACCUUCUUUGGUGUUUUGCUCCUUGGAAUACAGUAUGGCAUUGCCCUGGGCGUGGGUGUGUCCCUUAUCAUCCUGCUCUACCCCUCAGCUCGACCAAGGGCGACGGUGUACCCAGCACGUAUAGCUCCUGAUGAUGUGUUGAUCGUACAACUGGAAAGUGGGCUAAACUUCCCAGCUGUGGACUACAUGAGGGAUGUCGUGGCCAAAGACGCCUUCAAAGAGAAGCCCUAUAAGAACGUAGUGAUGCGGUGUUGCUGUGUGUCUGACAUUGACUGUACAGUGGUACAGGCUCUGGACCAGCUCAUUGAGGAGUUUGAAGCACGGGGAUUGAAAUUACACUUCUCUUGUAUGAGACCAGACAUCCGAGCGGCGCUGGUCAGGUCAAAGAUCAAGGGUUUCAGAUACUUCAAGACCUGUGAAGAUGCCAUUGCUGCAAUGAGAGCCGUGAGUGAGCCUGACCAGGAGAAUGGAGAGGUCAUCAUGACUGACCACGCCCUGCUGGCCAACUUGGACACACCCGACGACGACACACCCGACGAUGAUGCCCCUGACAUUCCUGCCGUGGAUGUGUCAAAAGUCACUACAGUCUGAAGAAAGCUGUCUAGAUAUACAAGAUAUGCUAUACAGCUGAAACUGUGAAAGAGCGUACAGCCGAGUUGAGUGAGGGACACCGGGCGAGACAAGAUCUCACUUCAGACUGCUGCUGACCGCGUGGUCAGGGGUGCUUUAUUCAGUAUUAAUCGAGACCAGAUGUCUUGACCACUCCCAACAAAAGGACACAUCUCCCCUAUAAACUCCUUGGAAAGGACAAGAGCAGAUUUUUCCCACAUACAGUUAGUGCCAGAUGGUGAAAAAUCAUGAUCAUGAAAGCCAUAAUAGCAGACUGAAAGUAUCAUCAAGUAUUAGAACUAUUACCUCAAUGCAGGAGGAGAGUUACGGGUCAAGGAGUUGCAGUGAGAUUUUCUUGACACAAAAACUGUAAAUUUAAUAUAUGUUAGAGACUUUAGAGAGCUGUAAAUACUUGUAAAGUAGCUAUUUAAUGUUGUGUUAGUUCCUCAGCAGGUUUGAUCACACACCAGUUCCAUCCUGUGCCAGUACAGUUGUAUGUAAUUUAAUUACAUAACUGUAGAUAAGUGAUGAAUGUACAAAUGUAUAUCAACCAGAUCUAUUUAUGUAGAAAUAUUGCAGAAUGGUUCUACACAUUAUAUGCCUUAGUGGUAGAGAUGUGAGACUGGUAUGCUUUGAACAGUCUUCUCCCAGAUGACAUAUGCCUUAACUGGUAACAAAUUUGUUGUAUAGGUGGACCAAUAGCAGGGAGAAAGGAGCUCAGGUAUACAUUGUAUCUAUCUGAUCUCUAUUGUCAAGAUUGUAAAAAAAGAGGGUAACCUGGGUAUAACCAAGGAGGUUAACUCCAUGGUAUAACUGUAUCGUAUGUACUAAAUUGUAAUUUCAGACUCAGAGUCUAGUCAAUGAUGUAAAAAUUACAUGUCUGAAGGAUGGUUUACUGUUUAUUGCUGCAAGUUUUUAGGGCACAGGUGUCGGAGGCAUCAUAGAUUUAGUUUACAAAUGAUACAAAUGAUAAUGUGUGUAAUAAAAUAUCUGGGUGAUAAAAAUAACUGGGACUUUUUCUUUACAUU